AUGUUGGAAUUUCAUAAGAAGAAGAUGCCUCAUUUGGAGACACUUGAGGCAUUUCAAGAUAGUCUUCGAAUUGAGAUAAUGUCCAAAAAGUUCUUACUUAUGCUGGAUGACAUUUGGGAGGCUGAUGAGAAGCAGGAUAAAAGCAAAAUGGAAAGUGUGCUCGCCCCUCCAUCUUAUGAAGGUUUGGGAAGUAAAAUUUCGAUAAUAACUUGGAUGGACCUAGUUGCAUUGAUGAUUGCAAAGAAUUGGAUUUUUAAAAGCCGCCGGAAAAGUGAAAAAGUGGCCGGAAAUUCCAUUGGAAAACUCCGUGGGAAAAAACAGCCGGAAAAGCGCCAGAGAGCAGCCGGAAACGUGACCGCUGGAAAAUUCCGCCGGAAAUCAGUGAUUUUCCUAUAG
Molecule: messenger RNA, 396 nt
Organism: Dendrobium catenatum
Lineage: Eukaryota; Viridiplantae; Streptophyta; Magnoliopsida; Asparagales; Orchidaceae
Exons: 2
Coding region: 1-396 (131 amino acids)
Source: RefSeq, a predicted model, not a curated record